UAGGCCUAGAUCUAGAUCUUAAUAUAGCCUGGCAUAGGCCUGCUUGAUUCAAUUUAUUUCCUUAUUUCCUUUGUUUUUUAAUCGUGUUGACGACUUGUGAGACGCGAGGCCUAGAAAUUUUUAUCUAGAUCUAGAUUUUAAUAUUAUUUUGAGAAUUCAUGCUAAAUGUUAUAGACUAUUCUUAACGUUUUCAUUGAGAAGUGCCAGUAGUUUAAUCAACAUGUCAACAUCAUUCUACCAAUCGGUGAAACGCACUCUUUCAGAGAUUAUUCAUUUCGUCAAUGUCACACUGGAGGAUGAGACUCUCAGUCCAACAGCCCAGCAAGAGAAGGAGAAAAUUUUUAAACUUAUUCUGAAACUCUACAACGAAAAUGAAAGUGUCAUUACAAGUGGGGAUGACAGAAACACUGAUGGCCACAGUGCAGGUAGCACUUCCAGUGCCAAAGAGAGUGGUGGGCACAGUGCAGGUAGUGUGUCAAGCAUUAAGGAUUCUGGUGCUCACAGUGCAGGUAGUGUUUCAAGCAUUAAGGAUUCAGGUGGUCACAGUGCAGGUAGUGUUUCAAGCAUUAAGGAUUCAGGUGGGCACAGUGCAGGUAGUGUUUCCAGCCUUAAGGAUUCUGGUGCUCACAGUGCAGGUAGCACAUCCAGUGCCAAGGAUAUUGGUAUUCACAAUUCUGGAAGUCUGCCCAAUGCUAAAGAUGCAGCUGAUGAUUCUCAUAAUGGCGGGGGUGAUUUAGGCAAUGAUGACAAUAGUGAAGACAAUAUCCCAGAAACGGAUGUGAAAUCACUGACAAACCCUCUGAAAACAGGAUAUCUAGAAAAGAAGCAUAAAGUACUUUUGACAUCAUCAUGGCAGAAACGGUUCUUUGUGUUGCACAAUAAUGUUUUAUACUGCUUCAAAAAACAUGAAGACAAAAAGCAACAAUUUGCCUUUUAUGUCACUGGGUAUGAGUUCAGAGACAUAUCCAAAGAUGCAGGAAAAAAAGACUUCUGUUUUGAACUUGUUUGUCCUACAAAGAAAAGUUACCAGUUUGCAGCAUUAUCUAAGGAAGAAUUAGAAGGAUGGAGGAAAGCACUUCAGGCAACUCCAAUGUCAAAUGAGUAUGAAGAUGAUCGAGAUAUAUAUGAUGUAACUAAUGAAAUACCAGAUGUCCCCAAAGCUCAACCUUACUUGUUUGAUAACAAUGCCGAGUACAACGAUGCUACUUCAGUAGACAGUAGUGCCCCUAAGCUAACCAAAUUCGAUGUUCCAAAUAACAGCGCAAACUAUUCAGAUAACAAAUCUCUUUAUGAGGACGGAAGGACAGAAGUCACUCCUGCGCCACUGCCACCUACACGAAGGAUACCGCCACCUUUGCCAGAUUUAACAGAAGAUGCUAAAAAAUGUGACGAUAAUGAUGAAGAGUAUGUAUUUAUCCCAGAUGUUAACCCUGCCCCCCCUCUUCCAAAUAGGUCUGUCCCAUUACCUCCGACACCAUUAGAAACACAUCAACCUCAACUACCUGCAGAUGAAGAAAGUGAAGAUAUUUAUGUUGAUCCCAAUGCUAAUCCAACUGUCUCUCCCCCUCCUCUCCCAAGUAGGAAUAUCCCGUUACCCUUACCCCCAGGGGAUGUUCGUAAACCUACACUAACUCCCACCCUGAGGGAGAACUUUAAGCAGCGCUCCGAGGAUCAUGAGAAUUUGUUUUACGGGAAAUGGAAGUGUGAGAGCUCAGGCCCCACGGAGCUUAGCUUUAAGAGUGGCGACAUCAUUCACAUUAUUAGUCGGGACUUAGAGAAGGAGAACUGGUGGGUUGGUGAGCUAGGUGGGAAAAUUGGUCUAGUACCAGUGUCUUAUUUAACUCCAGCUUAUGAACUUGUCCACUAGCUGUCUGCAGAAUUGGUGGGUUGGUGAGUUAGGUAGGAAAAUUUCCCUAGAAACAUACUCUUGUUAAUCUCAAGCUUAUGAGCUUGUAAUUAAAAAAUAGACAACUACUUGCUUCAUUCAGCUUUGUAACUGCUGUCUUAAUAAGGUCCUCAUUAAUUAAGAUCUCUUCAAGUCCUCAAUGAGCUCUGGUUAAUUAACUUUCCUAUAUAUCAAAUAUAAUUAAUUAUCUUUGUGUAUUUAACAAGAAAUGUUAUCUGUACUCAAUUAUUUUUGGAGGAAGCUCUAAAUUUAAUUAGUCUAAUAAUACUAAUAUAUGAUUGUCACUGUAUUUAUCCGCUGAAAUUUAUGAUAUUUAUUAAGUUAUUGAUAACAACUUUCAGUAGAAAUUCUAUGGUUCGAAAUUAUUUCUGUACAUUUACUAUCAUUUAGUAUUUUGUAUAUUUGUUACAUUUCUAAUCAGUAUUUUUACUGUACAUUUUUAUUCAAUAUUUUAUAUAUUUUUAGUCAAGUUAGCAUUAACUUAUAAAUAAUUCACUAGUUUUUU
Messenger RNA from Physella acuta, 2411 nucleotides. Its product is annotated as src kinase-associated phosphoprotein 2. Gene Ontology annotation, molecular function: protein binding. The record is from RefSeq and is a predicted model, not a curated record. Gene Ontology annotation, cellular component: plasma membrane; cytoplasm. NCBI's taxonomy places the organism in Eukaryota, Metazoa, Mollusca, Gastropoda, Physidae.